Fomitopsis serialis is the source of this 342-nucleotide messenger RNA. RefSeq lists its product as uncharacterized. The coding region runs from base 1 to 342 and encodes 113 amino acids. The transcript is spliced from 4 exons. NCBI's taxonomy places the organism in Eukaryota, Fungi, Basidiomycota, Agaricomycetes, Polyporales, Fomitopsidaceae. The record is from RefSeq and is a predicted model, not a curated record.
AUGAAGCUAGGACUGAGCACUUUGAUCUGGCUUCUGCCGUCGAUCGUGGACGCUCUGACAUUCGAGGCACCAAGCUCGUCAUGGGAAGUUGGAGAUAGCACCACUGUCAACUGGUCGACCUCUGCGGGAGAUCCUCCGUCGUUCGCACUACAGAUCUACGAGAUAUACUACAAUCAGCUAUAUACAAUCUCCAACGACACUGCCACCUCAUUGGAAACCCUCAUGUUCACUGUUCCAGUCGUGUCUCAAGGAGGCGCAUGGACGCUGCGCGCUGCCAACCAAAGUGAUUUCACGCAGGCGCCGUAUGCUGAGAGUGGAACGUUUGGCAUAUGGGCUAUCUAA